GUCGACGGUCGUCGUCGGACUAUAAAAGUGGGUUUUAAGUUUGAUAUUAUUACGCAAAUUCUUAUUGGGAGCCGGUCCGGCCCACACGGCGACCGAAAAUUGCGGGGGCGGGCGCGCGGGGCCGCGCGGGCAGCCUACCACGCGCGCUUCGACGGCACACACGCGCCAACAAACCCAAUAAAACACACACCUUUUAUCAUUAAAAAUAAACAAGAAACAAAAGCCAACGGCCGCUUCCGUUGUUCCUGAUUCAAAAAGUGACACUUCCGUUCCGUUUUCGAACUGCGCGCGCGGCUAGUGUUGUGCUGAUGACAGAUUUGGGUGGUCGAUUGAGUUUUAUGAAUGGAGUGGCUAGGGAAGUGACGUCAUGAGUAGUGUUGUGACCGUGUCAGUGUAAUGGGCGGUGCGUCGUUGACACAGCGAGCUCAUUAGGCAGCCAGCAUGAGGCUGGCGUGCUUAGUGGCGCUGGCGUCGCUGGUGGCGGCGGAGUGGCGCUGCCCGGCGCUGAGCGCGCGCCCCGCGGCCGAGUGCUCCUGUGACUUACCUCAUACGUUGCGGUGUGCUGGCGACCAUACUGCUUUGCAGAUAAUCGGGCGUCACCUCCGCGAGCAAAGAGCGAGAAAGAAGAACUCAGCCGUCUCGCUCCUGGACCUGUCCCUGCGGGGGGUGUCGGCGCUGACGGCGGGCGCGGGGGGGGAGCUGGGCGGCGCCGCGCUGCACGGGCUGGUCAUCUCCUCGGGGGACAUACGCAGGGUGCAGGCCAACGCGUUCAACAGCCUCGCCGCGACUGUCAUGGCUUUGGGUUUACCGAACAAUCAACUGCCCUCAGUACCGACGGAGGCUCUGGCGCGACUGUACAAGUUGGAUCGACUCGACUUGUCCAAUAAUAAGAUCCAUACUUUAGACUCCAAUUCAUUCAAGGGCAUCCAAAACUUGACGUUCUUAGAUAUAAGCGACAAUCAGAUAACGGAUAUCUCGGCAGAUGCGUUCAAGCCGUUACUGAAACUUACAGUACUUCGACUUAGAGGCAACCUACUUAAAGUGCCUGCCUUGGCUUCCCUAAAAGCAGCCCAGUACCUCAAAGACCUGGAUCUAUCCAGCAACGCCCUUGCCGGCCCGCUCAGCCAGUUCACACUGCCGUCACUGCCCCACCUGGAGGUAUUGCAGUUGGCUGACAACACCUUCGCGAGCAUCAGACGAGGGGCACUCGCAGGUCUGCCGAACCUCACGCAUCUGAACCUCCACAACAACCAGAUCGACGUGCUUGAAGACUUCUCGUUCCGCCAUCUUGUCAACCUGACGAGCCUCGACCUGUCUCACAACGAGAUCGUCGCCGUGUCCGGUGCAUCAUUAGCUCAGCUCACCAACCUGGUUCGACUAGAUUUGUCGCACAACUUCUUGAGGUCAUUAUCAGCGGAGCCCCUGAAAUCGCUAGACAGGUUGACGGAUUUGCUUCUACACGAUAACGAUAUAUCCAUGAUCGACGAUGGAGCUCUCAGCGAUCACAAAGAUUUGACGCGAUUCACCAUAGAAGAUAAUCCAUUAAACUGCGACUGUUUAAUGGCCGGGUUCGCCCGCUGGUUGCGCGAGGCAAAAAACCUGACUCAAUCUGAUAAAGCGGCCGCGAUCUGCGCCACCCCCCCUCACCUAGAGGGGGCGCUGCUCUCUCGACUAUCAAAAAACAAGCUAUGCGAUGACUUCGAACACGUGGACACUAGAAUCGAACACCCUCUAGAUAAAGAACCCGAAUCUAUCAAUUAUGACUACAAUAACAUAGUGAACGAUAAAAACGAUGAUGUCAAAGGUGAUGCUGAUGAUAAUCCAAUGGUGGUCCCUAAUGCGGGUGAUGGUAACUAUGUGGAUGAUAAAAUAGAUGGGCUGGACGAUGAUAUUUACGAUGAGGAACUGGACAUUCCUACAGAUGAAGAUUUACCCAUUUCUAAAACAAAGAUAGUUCUGCAAGACGCCUGGUACGACUCUGAAGAGGUCCAUUUGUCAUGGGCAGUAGACGCCCUGCCAAGUCGACGGUUUCGCUGCACAGGAGUCACUGUGACAAAGUCCGGGGUGAUCCCCAAACACGUGGCUUGUCACAGAGCCACUCCAGCCAAUGUGGUGCUGUGGGGACUGAAGAUUGACCCUGUCGAGUUAUAUACAUUCUGUAUAGCUUUUGAGGAGAUGGACACCCGUGACGUGCCGAUGGCUUUGGUUCUUGGCUGCAGUUCCCCACAAACUGUCAGACAAAGAGUCACCUUCGCACCUGAAGUGGUCGCUAUGCCGACUACACCGACGCUGCCUAUUGUUGUUGGAGAUACGGCUUUGAGAGUCUCCGAAGUAAGAUCCAACGUCACAACUGAAGGUCUACUCACCGUGCUGAUUUCAGUCUUGGGCGUCCCGUCGCCUCAUCCAAAGUUCUUAUCACGAUCCCAACGACUCUCAGCUGAUACCAGAUACAUGUCAUCACUAAACAAUUGUUAUGUUGUAUUAGCAGUUUUAUCAGCUGGAUCUUUGGUUGCACAGAAAGACACCCCAUGCCAGGCCACCCUAGAAAUAUCUAUGGAAGGUUUUGUCAGGGGACCUUACGAAGUUUGUGCGACAUUAUCUAAAUACAAAGUUGAAGAUAUGAGACCGAUUUGUGUGGUUCCACAGCUUAUGGGUCCAUUGGGAUCUUUGGAAAUGAAAGCAGGGUUGAGAAAUCUCAAUACGGCCUUGGUAGGCGUGUCUCUUGGUUUGAUGGUUUUGGUGGUAGGUCUGGUGUGGUUUGUGAGGAAAAUGUUGAAGAAACCAGCACAGUUUGAGCCUCAUAGGUGCUUUAGACAGGAACCAGUGCCAGAGGAGACUCCUAGGGCUAGCUAUGUCAUGUUGACUGCUACUUCUAAAGUUUAACUGCCUGUGGCCUGUAUUACUGCCAGUUUCCAUAACUAUAUCUGCCAAACUUGUCAUUUUGUAACGUUUUAUGUGUUAGCAUUGUAGUGAAAGUAACUGAAACUGGCAGUUAAACACAAUAAUCAUCAUAGGAGUGCUUAUUUUUAUGGAAUGUGAAUCUUCUUUUGUCGCUCUACAAUGAUUAUGCAGGAUUUGCAGAAUUGAAAACUAUGGCAAAACGAAACGUACUGUAGGUACUUGAUGUAUAAAUGUAUAAGGCACUUGUUUUUAAAUUUGAAUAUUGUUACAUUUGACGUUUUUAAAUUUUAAAUCUUUUUUACUGUUUAACAGUAUUGUUAACGAUAGUUCUCGGUGCAUUAACUAUUAAAAAUACGAAGUCUAAUAAUUAAAGGUACUAACUAAUAUGUGCCUAAUGGUUUGCUUCAGAUAGAUUUGUUAUUAUGUGUAUUGAAAACAUUAGAUACUUUAUUUGUAAUUAAUAUACAAAAGGACUGAUUUUGUAUGAUGAAAGUUGAAAUUUAAUAAAACCUUAUGGCUUGUACUCACAUUGUGGCUGGUACUAAAAAACGCUUAAUCAUUAUCUUCUAUGAAGGUGUAUAAUUUUAAUAAAUGUGUUUAAUUAACUUAUUAAUAAUUAACUUGAGGCUGAUGUCUGCGUUUUGUUUUAGUGACAAAGUCAUAGAUUUAAGUAUUGUCCUUGUUACUUGUGUUAAGAUAAUAUAUAUUUUAUUGCAUUUUAAAUAUUAUGGUAUAAACUUCCUCACUCACAACAAAUUCUAUACUUAAUUUAAAAAGUUUAAAUUGCAAUUUAAUGAUAAUUUUAUUUAGUUGUUUGCGGAAAAUUUAAGAUUAAUAUAAUAUGUACUUAUUACAAAAACUUGUAAAAAUGCUUUUUCAUUGGAACUUUGGUCCCGCUUUAAUUAGUAUUUAAGAGUUUGUAAAUAAUAUUUAUAGAAUCAAGUCGAAAUUUUUUACUGAAAUACAUGAAUUAACAUUUUG
Molecule: messenger RNA, 3882 nt
Organism: Plutella xylostella (diamondback moth)
Lineage: Eukaryota; Metazoa; Arthropoda; Insecta; Lepidoptera; Plutellidae
Product: Leucine-rich tendon-specific protein
Molecular function (GO): protein binding
Source: RefSeq, a predicted model, not a curated record